Messenger RNA from Chaetomium strumarium, 2049 nucleotides. RefSeq lists its product as uncharacterized. NCBI's taxonomy places the organism in Eukaryota, Fungi, Ascomycota, Sordariomycetes, Sordariales, Chaetomiaceae. The transcript is spliced from 2 exons. The record is from RefSeq and is a predicted model, not a curated record. The coding region runs from base 1 to 2049 and encodes 682 amino acids.
AUGGAGAACCAUGUCACUCGACUCUUUGAUCCCGUUCCCAACACUGACGAUGCCCAACCCUCGCGUGUCGCCUUCUGGGACCAACUGCCAUAUUACCUCAAGGACCUGAACCUCAGCGAUCCAUUGAGCGACGUCCGAGGAAGUCAGAAGGAGAACGUUAAGCCCAGCCGCUCCAAGAAGGCGGGCCGGGCUAGAGACAAGCGGGACGCCGACACCCCCACUGCCGAUAAGCCAACCGAGAACACCGCUACCCCGCGGCUCCAGGAGCUGAAAAAGGAGGCCUUGCAGCACUUCAAGAAGUGGCAGACAGUUGUCCAUCGCAGAGUCGGCGAGAUCUCGAUCAAAAAGAGCCCGGACGUCCAGCCUGGUCAAAACGGCCAUCCAUCCUCUGGAUCAAAAAAGCGGCCGCCGCUGAACAGGAAAGGCAAAUCGACCGGUCCAAAGGUCCCAGCUACCCCGGCAGUCACUCUGGAAGCCGAUCCCGGACUGAUGCAGCUCUACCCGCCGACCCCGACGUCGCUGUCCUCGAUGGAGGCGGAGAAGCGGUGCCUCCUGCUGCAUGCAUUGGUCCUCCUCCUGCUCUCACUAGAGGGCUACAACGCCUACACUCGUGUGCUGCUCCUGCACGUCGCCUCCUCUCUGCAUCUGCCGCUUCGUAUUCUAGCAGAGGACGAGGUUCGCGUGGGCCAAGCGUUGUCUCAAGUCGCCAAAUCCAUCCCGCCGGAACUUCUGGCGCCAAAGAAGACUGAGGAUGGCAAGACCGUUAAGAAGUGGAAGGCUUCCCUGGUGAUCCCUACCGGCGGAGUAGCUGGCGGCCUUGCCGGGCCACUCGCAGAGGCAGGUAUCGGAUCGGUUCUAGGAGCAGCUAGCAUCCCAAGCACAGCUGCCGCCGGACUACUUGGAACGAUGAGUGACAACGCUCUGGUUGUGGGAACUUUGUUCGCCAUCACCGGCUCACGAGCCAACGGCAAGAUGAUGGAGCAUUAUUUGAAGGACGUAGGUGACUUCGCCUUCAUACCGCUCCGUGGUUCGAUCGAAGACCGUCUCGAGAUCGGUAAGAUUGCCCCGGAGAGUCGUCGUCUCCGGGUCGUCCUCGGCGUCGGCGGUUGGCUGGCGAGUAAGGCCGAGGACCCUGCCAACCACUGGAGGUGUUUGGGCGGACGCAGCGAGGUUUAUGCCGUUCGCUGGGAAUUGGAGACGCUGACCAAGCUGGGCUCGUCGUUCGAUACACUCGUGAGGAGCGCGGCGUGGUCCAUGGCGAAGAAGGAGAUCAUGGCUCGGACCAGUGAGCCCCGCUCCAGUUCCUCAAACCACCCUUCAGUGAAGGCUAACCAGGCUGGGCCAGUUUUCGCCAACCUGGCCGAUGGUCGCUGGCCCGCCGGCCUCCUCAAGAUUAGCAAGAUCAUCGACAAUAACUGGAACAACGGCAUGGUCCGAGCCGACAAGCUUGGCGCUGCUCUUGCCGACGUCAUCAUGGGCAAAGCACAGGGCGAGCGCGGAGUUUCGCUGAUCGGUUACAGUCUGGGUGCCCGCGCCGUUUAUUCCUGCUUGAUGUGCCUGGCUGAGAGGCGUGCGUUCGGGCUCGUCGAGAAUGCCGUCCUGAUGGGGACGCCUGCACCAUCAGACCCCAUGGCGUGGUGUGCCAUGAAAAGCGUGGUUUCGGGGCGUUUGGUCAACGUCUAUUCGGAGAGUGACUACCUCCUGGGGUUCCUGUAUCGGACCAGCAGCAUCGAGUUCGGCCUGGCAGGACUGCAGCGCGUCACCGGGGUUGAAGGUAUCGAAAACGUCGAUGUCACUGCUGAGAUCAGUAUCCACCCCAGAUACCAAUUCCUCGUCGGCAGCAUCCUGCGUCAUAUCGGCUGGGAUGAUGUUGAUAGGGAACAGAUCGCCCGGGCCGAAGCGGAGCUGUCGUUCCAUGAAGAGAAACUCCGGAAGCACGAGGAGCGACGGAAUGCCGUUGAGUCGGGUAGGGCGGAUCUUCAGAAGGAGAACGAUGCGGGUGUUAUCAGCACCCGCAUGCGUAAAAAGAACAAGAAGAAAGUCGGUUGA